This is a messenger RNA of Anopheles nili, 2941 nucleotides long. Its product is annotated as ATP-binding cassette sub-family G member 1-like. The transcript has 7 exons. Lineage: Eukaryota; Metazoa; Arthropoda; Insecta; Diptera; Culicidae. Gene Ontology annotation, cellular component: plasma membrane. The record is from RefSeq and is a predicted model, not a curated record. Gene Ontology annotation, molecular function: ATP binding; ABC-type transporter activity; ATP hydrolysis activity. The coding region runs from base 107 to 2941 and encodes 944 amino acids.
CUCCCGUAUCCUGCCACCGGGGAGCUUCUCUGCCUGCGGCUUGCACGAACAUCGUACAACCUCCCCCACAUCUCGGCCAAAGGUUUAGGCCGCCUUCUCUACGAGAAUGGACCCUGCGGGAAUGAUGGCCGGAAAAACGAACAGUGACGGUGCCAUACUCGGGAACAUCGGCCACCACGGACACCCACACAACCCUGUGCGACAGCAUCACCACCCCCAUCAGCCACCGGCACCCCCAGUGCCUGUGGCAAGUUCACAUCCCGCACAUCUUCAUCACCAUCACCAUCAUCAUCACCACCAGCAGCAGCAACAGCAGCAGCAACAGCAGCAACAGCACCAUCCUUCAGACAGCCUCACAGAGGUGUCGGUUGUGGACAUAAACGCGUCACUGGCCGCUUCAGCGCCACUCAUAUCGCCCCACGUCGGUUCGGCGACGCCAGCACCUACCCAGAUUGUGUCCGGAACCGGGGCCAACGCUGGUGGUCCACACGUGCCGGGCUUCUGCAACAUUCUGAACGCCUCCAACAGCAGCGAUCUGCAGGCGGUGGCGUACAACUCGCUCACACAAAACGUCCGCUGCAAAUCCCCACCGACGCUGGUCGAUAAUCUUAAGAACGGGACAAUCGGGAAUUCCCAGAGCGCUCUCUGUAACGGAGCCAUCAUGACAAACGGACAGACGAAGGACUCGAACCUGGCGCACGGGCUCGUACGGAAGGUGCUUAACAACAGCGAUGGCAACGGACAAAAGAAACCGAUGGUAUCACUCACGCACCUACCAAAGAGACCCCCGAUCGACAUCCAGUUCCUUGACAUGUCGUACUCGGUGUCCGAGGGUCACAAGCGUGGCUACAAGACCAUACUCAAGGGCAUCAAUGGGAAGUUCCGGUCCGGGGAACUGACCGCCAUCAUGGGACCGUCCGGUGCCGGCAAGAGCACACUCAUGAACAUUCUCGCCGGUUACAAAACGUCACACCUCAGCGGAUCGGUGCUGAUCAACGGCAAGGACCGUAAUCUGCGCAAGUUCCGCAAGCUGUCCUGCUACAUCAUGCAGGACGAUCGGUUGUUGCCCUAUCUGACCGUACGUGAAGCGAUGAUGGUGUCGGCCAACUUGAAGCUCGGCAAGGACAUCUCCGUGUCGGCGAAGCGUGCCGUCGUGGAGGAGAUCAUCGAGACGCUCGGUCUGCUGGAUGCGGCCAGUACGCUCACGCUCAAUCUCUCCGGUGGCCAGCGAAAACGGCUGUCGAUCGCGCUCGAGCUCGUCAACAACCCGCCGGUGAUGUUCUUCGACGAACCGACAAGCGGUCUCGACAGUUCCACCUGCUCGCAGUUGAUCGCACUACUCAAAUCGCUAGCUCGCGGUGGCCGCACGAUCGUCUGCACCAUCCAUCAGCCAUCGGCCAGGAUAUUCGAGCUGUUCGACAAUCUGUACGUGCUGGCUGAGGGCCAGUGCAUUUAUCAGGGGCGUGUGAACGGGCUCGUGCCGUUCCUCGCUUCGCUGGGUCUCGAGUGUCCAAGUUAUCACAACCCGGCUAACUAUGUGAUGGAGGUGGCCUGUGGUGAGCAUGGCGACUGGAAUAGCAAACUAGUGACGGCCGUCAACAACGGCAAGUGCAACAACUACAAUCAACCGCUUGCGCAAAGCAAAAGCACCUCCCACAAGAACGUUUCGCUCGAUGGCACCGUGACCGGGCCAGCGGAUCGUGAGGACGAUCUUGCGCUGCUAAAAACGGUGGUCUCCACGGGUGAGUACACCACCAUCAGCAUGCCACCGGCUCCCGAAGCGCAGCUGAAUAACGAAAGCAAACAGUCCACCGUGGGAGCGACUCACACCGAUCGUAAGAUCGUCCCGGGAAAUGGAGUAGAACCCACCGUCACGUCCAUGACCAACGCCGCCACGACGACAGCAGCAACGACGACACCGCUGACUGGUAGUUCGGGAGGUGCGCUGGUGAAUCCUCCCACGGAGGUGUUAAGUGGGCCACUUCUAGCGCCCGGUGGGUCCACACAGAACCAAACAAGCUGUAAGGCGACCUGCACCACGUCACUGCUCGACUCAACCGAGAGCGUUAGCAUAACGAUGCCCAAGAAGCAGGCGGGUUUUCCGACCUCCGGUUGGAUGCAGUUCUGGAUCCUGCUCAAGCGCACGAUGAUCACGAUCAUGCGCGAUCAAACGCUCACGCAGAUGCGCCUUCUAUCGCACGUCAUCGUGGGAGCGAUCAUCGGUAUGAUCUACUACGACAUCGGUAAUGACGCGUCGAAGAUCAUGAGCAAUGCAGGGUGUAUCUUCUUCACCACGAUGUUCACCAUGUUCACCGCAAUGAUGCCGACGAUACUCACUUUUCCCACAGAAAUGGCCGUCUUUGUGCGCGAACAUCUCAACUACUGGUACUCGCUCAAGUCGUUCUACUUCGCCAAGACGAUCGCAGAUCUUCCAUUUCAGGUGCUGUUUACGAGCGUGUACGUGAUCGUGGUAUACUAUCUCACAUCCCAACCAAUGGAUCCGAAACGGGUCGGCAUGUUCGUGCUGAUUUGCAUCCUGACCUCGCUGGUAGCGCAGAGCCUCGGUUUGCUGAUCGGUGCCGGUAUGAGCGUCGAAACGGGCGUGUUUCUCGGCCCCGUCUCGACCAUACCGAUCAUCCUGUUCUCGGGCUUUUUCGUCAACUUCGACGUCAUCCCGAGCUAUCUACAGUGGGUGACUUACGUCAGCUACGUCCGGUACGGGUUCGAAGGUGCGAUGGUCUCGGUGUACGGCAUGGAUCGGGCGAAGCUCGCCUGCACCGAAAUCUACUGCCACUUCCGCAGCCCAAAGAAGUUCCUCGAGGAGAUGUCGAUGGACAACGCCGAGUACUGGAUCGAUGCCACCGCGCUGUUCGGUUUCUUCAUCGCGCUGCGCGUCAUCGCGUACUUCGUGCUGCGCUGGAAACUGCAUUCCAUCCGUUAA